AUGACCUGGACAUGCCCAAAGAAAAACCUGGAGGUAUCCAAGGAACCCUUGGAGGUAUCCAAGGAACCCCUGGAGGUGCCCAAGGAACCCCUGGAGGUGCCCAGGGAUGACUUGGAGGUGUCCAGGGAAUGCCUGGAGAUGCCCAAGGAACCACUGGAGAUGCCCAAAGAACCCCCUGAGGUAUCCAGGGAUGACCUGGAGGUGCCCAAGGGACACCUGGAGGUGUCCAGGGAAUGCCUGGAGAUGCCCAAGGAUGACCUGGAGAUGUCCAAGGAAUCCCUGGAGGCAUCCACGGAUGGCCUGGAGGUGCCCAGGGAACCUUUCAAGGUGCCCAAGGAAUCCCCGGAGGUGCCCAAGGAACCCCUUGAGACAUCCAGGGAUGACCUGGAGGUGCCCAGGGAGCCCCUGGAGGUGCCCAGGAAACCCCUCAAGGUGCCCAAGGAAUGCCAGGAGAAGUGGAAGAAGUUCUGGGCCGUGCUGUACCGGGAGAGCUCCUGCUCCACGGCGCGCCUGGAGCUGCUGGAGGGCCCCGAGCGGCCGCGCAGGGCCGAGGGCGGCCGGCGCCUGGUCCGGCUCAGCGACUGCGUGCACGUGGCCGAGGCGGGCGGUGACACCUCCUGUCCCAAGGACACCGUCCCCUUCCUGCUGGAGACCACGGAGCGCCGCUUCCUGCUGGCCGCCGACGGCGCCGAGGCGGCCGAAUGGAUCCAGCGGCUGUGCGAGCUGGCGUUCCCGAGGAGCCGGGAGGAUCCAGGAGCAGCCAAGGAGGGCACGGAGGGCGAGUUCUCCAUGGAGGAGAAUUCCCUGUACAGCUCGCGGGGCAAAGGCCUGGAGCAGGCGUUUGAGGUGACAGUGAGGGUGACGCCGUCAUCGCAGCGUUGCCGGCUCCGGGGCCGCUGCAUCCUGCGGGCGGGCGAGGAGGCGCUGGAGCUGCGGCACCCGCAGAGCCAGGAGCUGCUGGCCAGCUGGCCCUACCGCUUCCUGCGCCGCUUUGGCCGCGACAAGGUCACCUUCUCCUUCGAGGCCGGCCGGCGCUGCGCGUCCGGAGAGGGCAACUUCGAGUUCGACACCAGGCAGGGCAACGAGAUCUUCCAGGCCAUCGAGGCGGCCAUCGAGGUCCAGCGGGGCCGGGGGACCCCCGUGGCCGAAGCCCCGCGGCCGCUCGACCACGCCAGGACACCCAGCUGGGCGCAGGGCCACGAGGAGCCCAAGUGUCCCUCCGGGGAGGCAAAGGCGCCCAAAGGGGAGGGGAAAGGGGUCAAGGGCAGGCCGGUGGUGCCCCCCGGGGCUGGGGAGGCCUCGGGGCCGUUCCAGCUGUCGCGGGGUUGGGACUGUCCCUACGCCGAGCCCCACGAUUCGCUGCGCCGCGGGAACGCGGCCGCGCCGCCGGACAAGGGCCGGAGGCCGGAGGGUGCCAGGGUGGAGUCCGAGUACGCCGUCCCCUUCGACACCAUCGCCAAGGCCUUCCUGGCGCGCCAGUUCGGUGGCCUGGGCUGUCCCCAGGAGGGGCUCCCUGAGCCCCCGAGCGUCCCCAGGGAUGCAGGGGGGGGUCAGCAGCCCCCCGGCCGCCCCACGGCCCCCAAACCCGAGCACAUCUACGACGAGCCCGAGGGUCUCUCGGGCCUCUCGCUGUACGAUGAGCCCAAGGAGGUGAAGGGGGAGGCCUGGAGGCUGCAGGCGGCCCCCGAGGAGCCCCCCGGGCUCGGGUGUCCCUACAACCCCCAGCGCGAUGACUACGCCGUCCCCAAGAGGCCCUUCCUGCUGCAGGGCAAGGAGUGGCUCGGCGACUGCGACUAUGACAACGUGGCCCUCAGGGUGGCCAAGAAGAGGCACCUGCAGUGAGCGGCAGCGGGGGAGAGGAGGAGGAGGGGGACUCCCCAAAUCCCCCAGCCGGACUUUACCCCACCCCGGCAGAGCUGAGACCCCCCAGCUCAGAGCGCCUGGGGCUGGGGAGGUGGCAGGGGACAUCCGGGAGGUGGCAGGGGACAGCCGGGGGUGGCAGGGGACACCUGGGAGGUGGCAGGGGACAGCUGGAAGCGCUGGAUGUGCCCACUGGAGGGCAGUGCGAGCCCACCGGAGCAGCGGCGCCCGGGCAGCCGGACCCCCGCGGCCGCAGCCCCGGGACCCCAAACCCGCUCGAGCAGCGGCUCUGCCCCACUCAUCCCCUCGGGAUGCACUUCCAGGGACGGCUGGAGCGGGAAUGGCCUGGGGAGCUCAGCUGGGUGCACUUCCCCAUGGAUGGACAUCCUGAAUCCCACAGGAUGGACAUUCCAAAUCUUCCCGGGAUGGACAUCCCGAAUCCCCUGGGAUGGACAUCCCGAAUCCUACAGGGAUCAACAUCCCAAAUCCCCAAGGAUGGACAUUCCAAAUCUUCCCGGGAUGGACAUCCCGAAUCCCCUGGGAUGCAGAUCCCACCCCAUGGGAUGCACAGUGCUCAUUCCCAGGGAUGUAGAUCCCACCCCUGAGCCCUCCCAUGCACCCACACAGCUCCCAGUGCUCCCAGUAUGUUCCAGUGCCGUGGCAGCGCUGGGUCCUUCCCGGCCCAGAGGUUCCUCCCCCCUUGCUCAGCAAACCCAGAAAUUCCAUCCGUUUCAGCCUCACUUUUUUUUAAAUUCUCUUUAUAAACGCCCCUUCCAGCCCCUCUGAAUUCCAGAUGGGAAACUGGGCUUUAUUUUCAUGGACAUUUUCACAGCUGGCUCCAGUCCUCCCAGUACAAACCAGAACACA
Messenger RNA from Serinus canaria (Common canary), 2727 nucleotides. It is a transcript of the gene DOK2, whose product is annotated as docking protein 2. Gene Ontology annotation, biological process: positive regulation of MAPK cascade; cell surface receptor protein tyrosine kinase signaling pathway. Gene Ontology annotation, cellular component: cytoplasm. The record is from RefSeq and is a predicted model, not a curated record. Bases 1 to 1842 code for a protein of 613 amino acids. Lineage: Eukaryota; Metazoa; Chordata; Aves; Passeriformes; Fringillidae. The transcript is spliced from 5 exons.